Sciurus carolinensis (gray squirrel) is the source of this 4486-nucleotide messenger RNA. It is a transcript of the gene Ip6k1, whose product is annotated as inositol hexakisphosphate kinase 1. The record is from RefSeq and is a predicted model, not a curated record. The transcript has 6 exons. Bases 322 to 1623 code for a protein of 433 amino acids. NCBI's taxonomy places the organism in Eukaryota, Metazoa, Chordata, Mammalia, Rodentia, Sciuridae. Gene Ontology annotation, molecular function: inositol hexakisphosphate kinase activity. Gene Ontology annotation, cellular component: cytoplasm; nucleus. Gene Ontology annotation, biological process: inositol phosphate biosynthetic process; phosphatidylinositol phosphate biosynthetic process.
CGGCUGGCCGCCAUCUUGUUGUUGAUCCGUACCCAGUGGGCUGCGCCGGGAGGUGGACCGAGCGGCCGCUGCGGGGCCGCUGCUGCGGGGCUCAGCCGCCUGUGCUGCCUGCCAGGGGCGGGCCGAAACCUGGAGGCCCGGGGGGCCCAGCUCCCGUGGGGAGCCUUGGGCGCCCGCUGUCCGGGCCGGGCCGGACAGAAUAAUAAGCUGAGUGGACUCUAACCAUUGGCCUUCAACUUGCCAGAGCCUUCUACCUAGCUCUCCUUUUGUGGCCCAUGUGCUGCAUCCUCUGCCCUCAGUGUGCAACUGGGCCCCAACGCAAUGUGUGUUUGUCAAACCAUGGAAGUGGGGCAGUAUGGCAAGAACGCAAGUCGGGCCGGAGACCGGGGAGUUCUCCUGGAGCCCUUCAUCCACCAGGUGGGUGGACACAGCAGCAUGAUGCGCUACGACGACCACACUGUGUGCAAGCCCCUCAUCUCCCGGGAACAGCGCUUCUACGAGUCCCUCCCUCCUGAAAUGAAGGAGUUCACCCCUGAAUACAAAGGUGUAGUAUCUGUCUGUUUUGAGGGGGACAGUGAUGGUUACAUCAACUUGGUGGCCUACCCUUAUGUGGAAAGUGAGACCAUGGAGCAGGAUGACACAUCAGAACGGGAGCAACCUCGGCGCAAACAUUCCCGCCGGAGCUUGCACCGGUCAGGCAGUGGAAGUGACCAUAAGGAGGAGAAAGCUAUUCUCUCCCUUGAGACCUCUGAGAGCUCCCAGGAGGCAAAGAGUCUGAAGGUAGAACUACACAGCCACUCAGACGUCCCUUUCCAGAUGCUAGAUGGCAAUAGUGGUCUGAGUUCUGAGAAGAUCAGCCACAACCCCUGGAGCCUGCGUUGUCACAAGCAGCAACUGAGUCGCAUGCGCUCUGAAUCCAAGGACCGAAAGCUCUACAAAUUUCUCCUGCUUGAGAAUGUGGUACACCACUUCAAGUACCCCUGUGUGCUAGACUUGAAGAUGGGCACCCGGCAGCAUGGGGACGACGCAUCAGCUGAGAAGGCAGCCCGACAGAUGAGGAAGUGUGAGCAGAGCACAUCUGCUACACUGGGAGUCAGAGUCUGUGGCAUGCAGGUGUACCAGCUGGACACAGGGCAUUACCUCUGCAGGAACAAGUACUAUGGCCGUGGGCUCUCCAUUGAAGGCUUCCGCAAUGCCCUCUAUCAGUACCUGCACAAUGGCCUGGACCUGCGACGUGACCUCUUUGAGCCUAUUCUGAGCAAACUUCGGGGCCUCAAAGCUGUGCUGGAGCGGCAGGCCUCCUACCGCUUCUACUCCAGUUCUUUGCUUGUCAUCUAUGAUGGCAAGGAGUGCCGAUCUGAGCUGCGUCUCAAGCACCUGGACACGGGGCUCCCUGAAGUGGCGCCACCCUGUGGCCCCAGUACCAGCCCCAGCAGCCUCAACACCGAGGCAGGCCCCUCCACUCCACCCAAGGUGGAUGUCCGAAUGAUUGACUUUGCACAUAGCACAUUCAAGGGCUUCCGAGAUGACCCCACUGUGCAUGAUGGUCCGGACAGAGGCUAUGUGUUUGGCUUGGAGAAUCUUAUCAGCAUCAUGGAACAGAUGCGGGACGAGAACCAGUAGGCCCAGUUCUGGGCCCCCCAGGACCCCUUCCUCUCCACCCGCAGGCAGGGACCAUUGCUCUGAACUUGCUGUGAGGACACACAGACUUGCUUUUAAAGGGUUAUAUUUCUCUUUGGUGUAAACUAAAAGAAAUGUUUUUAGCUGUAGCCUGGAAUCCAUAUAUAUAAAGUGAAGGAGGGCAGAACAUGUGUCCUCUUGGCCAGGCUCCUUAGCUCUGUGGCUGUGACUGCUGUGUCCAAGUUGACUUAGGAAGGAAGAGGUGCCCCUGGUGGGCUUGGCAGCAGAGACAAGAAGCCCUUGGACUUUGGUUUCUCUUGCCUAGGUCUUUAGGGUCUGUGGCUAUACAGCCCUGCUGUUUGUGGGGUGAAGCCCUGGGCUGGUGCAGGGCUCCUCCAGGCCCACUCAUCUUUUGUUCCCCGCAAAUAAGAGGGGUUUGGGUACCCAUCUCUUGGGAGCUUUUCAAUUUUGUGCUGUGGGUGUCAGCCAGCUCUUGAACAGAUGCCCUUGUUAUCAGAAAGCUGACUGCACACAGCUGGACCCAUGUUUCUUGGGUCUGAUUUUGGCAUGGGGCAAGAUUCAUGAAGCUGAGCUUAAAGCCAGUUUAUGGCAGAGGGCAGGCCUGGUUUCUCCAUGGACCUGGCACAUGAACCUGCUUCUCUGCUGAAAACCCCAGCUAGCCUUUCUCAACAAGAUCCUCUUGCCUGAGGAGGCCAACCCCUUCUGUUCCACUGAAGAGCACAGCUCUGUUUGCUGAGGAGAGUGUGUUCUGGUAGGUCUUGGGGCCUGUAGGGGCCCUGGCCCAAACAGUAUUUGCAAUUCUUGUGCUGUGGGUGGGAGUCUUCCUCUUCUAGUUUGGGCAGCUGUGCUGCCUCUGGGUGGGCUGCUCCUCCCAGAACUCAAGGGCUGUGGUCUGCUCAGGGUCUCUCACUUCCCCAGGCCAAGCUUCAAGGCAGCAGCCCAUUGUGAGGCGCUUUAGACCCUGGGCCUGGAGAGAGAAUUCUAUGCUUGUCUGCUCUUAGGGACAUUGGGCCCUGGGUGCAGGUGCCCAGAUUCUGCUAUUGAAAGCUUUGUCUGAAUAAUCCUGGGGUCCGUCCAUUUGUCCAUUUGUUCACCUGACAGCCCCUGUGUUGUGGGGAGCCUUCCCCUGGGGUGUUGCCUUGUUUGUUAGUAUACAUUGAUUUCCUUCAUAUUUUUCCUCAGCAAAAUAGUCUCUUUUUCAUUUCUGAAGUGAGCUUUUGCCCUUUGCCCUUCCUCAGCAGGUGCUGCCUUUUUUAAGACCUGGUAGCCGAAUGAAUUUUAGGGUUGUUUCCCUGCUGGCCUAGUACCCUUCCUAUGGGCCUGGAGUGUAGCUUUCAACACUGACAGGGGGCUCAAGAGGUAACCCUUUCCCAUAGUUUUAAUCAUUCCUGCUGCCACCCCUUAACGGCAUGUAGUCUUGCUGCCUCUAACACAAGGUGGCCAGAAGAUGAUACCACACUCAGCCAUUGCCAGGGUUAGCACCCCCCUUUCCUAUAAGCUUAGGACCACUGUCAUUAUCUCUUUUCACAUGUCCCUGUUUGGGCAUUAAAGGUAAGCCUGCCAGCCUGUGUCUUUGAGAAGCCUUGGUGACUGAUGACCUGAUUCUUGGUCCUUAGAGAUGUAGCCUCUGAAACAGGGUCCUUGAUGGAUCCCCCCUCUUUAAGCCCUCCAACCCUGGUACCAGUGGUGGGCAGGUUCCCAUUCCUUGGGGCUGGGAGGCACAGCUUUGCCUGUUUCUGGUAACAACCACCUUCUCUCCUGACCAUUCUGUGGUUUUUAGUCAUAGGGACCGGUUAUUGUUAGUGUAGCUGAUCUUCCCUGGCAGUGAGAAGAAUGAGGAAGGGUUUGGAUCCACUGGAGACUGCCUGGGGAUGUGCUGUGCCUCCCCAUUUUCAAGAUGCUGGGAGCAGAUGCUGCCCUGUUUUGCCACUACUCACAGCAAGGGAGGCUGUACUCAUUUAAUCUGUUUUCCUGGCACUAGAAAGAGUGGAAGGGCUGGGAUUUGCUGCUUCUCCCCCAGGGCAGGACCCUUCUUAUCAGCACUUUUGGUACCUGGAAAUCCAACCAUUAUUUGAUAGGUGGUGGCAAGUGUGUGCACGCACAUUUUCUACCACUGCUUUCUCCCUGGCCCAGGCUAGAGAGUCCUAUUCCUGCCAGGUCCUACCUUCCCACCCCAAAUCAGGACCAAAGUGCAACUGGGGAUCAUGGGUUGGGGUGUUCUGCUCACCCCUCUCUAUAGUAUUUACCUGGGCUGGGCCAACACCAGACCCCGCCUCCAGGGUUGGGGUGGGAUGGGACUGGCGGUGCUUAAAAAGGAAGGGGACCAGCGUAGCAACUUGCCAGGAACCCACCCCUUUUUCUGGGCCUGUGCAAUGGGUAUGGGGAUUCCCACAAAGGGCCAGAGGCCUGGGCUAGUUUAGUAGCUGCUCCUCACGCGCUCACCUGGUCAUGUGCACAUUCCCUAGAUGCAGAUUGCUUUUAACUUUGCAGCUGUACAAUUUGGUUAUGUUUGUGCGGAUUUAAAUAUUUUAAGAGGAAGAAAAUGGACACCCCCGGGAAGGACCUGGUUCCUUUCCUCCUCGGGGAACAUGUAAGACCUCGCAUUCUGGGAAUCGCUCUCUGCUUCUCUUUUUCCUGGAAGCUAAGCCUGUCCACACCACCCGAGGCCUGAGCCCGGAUACUCCACGUGGCUCUGGCCCAGACUCGCACAAUUGCAUUUCCUGGGACCUUGCGUGUAAGUGAGGGGUGUCUGGGCCAAGCCCGCCCCUUUCUCUACACCCAGUGUUGCCCACCCCGCUUGUGUCUAAGGUCGUGUAUGUCAAAAUAAAGCCGCUAAAAACUGUAA